This is a messenger RNA of Colletotrichum scovillei, 2272 nucleotides long. RefSeq lists its product as uncharacterized. The transcript has 5 exons. Gene Ontology annotation, molecular function: DNA-binding transcription factor activity, RNA polymerase II-specific; DNA binding; zinc ion binding. Lineage: Eukaryota; Fungi; Ascomycota; Sordariomycetes; Glomerellales; Glomerellaceae. Gene Ontology annotation, biological process: DNA-templated transcription; regulation of DNA-templated transcription. The coding region runs from base 41 to 2272 and encodes 743 amino acids. The record is from RefSeq and is a predicted model, not a curated record. Gene Ontology annotation, cellular component: nucleus.
UACGAAUCAAUUCACUCGUACUGUCUGCGCUGUACUCACCAUGACUCUUGGCACAGGGAAAAGGUCGUACCGCGCGUGUACGAGAUGCCGAAGUCGAAAGACCAAGUGCAACUUUGAAGGAGUCGGAGAGCCUAUGAAACCUCCCUGCGUUUCCUGUUACUAUUCUGGCAGUGAAUGUGUUGUGUCUUCGGCGCGCAGGUCUCGUAAAGCAAGGCGGGAUCAUAACACUCAAGCAUCUCCUUCCUCAGUCGAACCAUCACCCGGGCCGGCAUCUCCUCGGUCGUCAGUCUUCGUCCCAUCAACUAACGAAGACAGCUGUAGCGAAGAUGAAGUUACAGGACCCGACGAUCAGAACGACAUGGAGCUCAGGAAUCCUUCCGAUGCUUUGCAGAUCCUGGCUCGUUCAAGGAACAAAGCAUCUACUAGGAAUCCAAUUACACAUCCUCCAACGUCCGACCAUACGAAUUCCAUACCCUCAGCCAAGCCCAGAGACACUCUUAAAAGACUGGAGGAAGUCAACGGCUCUAGCUCUCGGAUAGGAACCUCGCCCCCUACAUGCAUGACAGAUACGAUGUCGGGACUAGACAACUUUGAGUUGAUUCGACGAGGUGGUCUUCGCGUUGAGAAGGCAUCCGAACUCCUGGAUAUGUUUGCAAGCAACUAUCACCCGUACUGCCCUGUUACUCCGACAUUCUUCUUCACCCAGCCUGGCCAGCUACAAAAGCGCGACUACUUUUUACUGGCAGUCUUGUUGACUAUUGCAUCAAGAGAUUCUCCAGGAGACGCACAUAUUCACAGCCAGUGUUGGAAUUACGUACAAAGUUUACUUCUUCAAGUGCUCCUAGCCCAUCCAUGGACUCGAACCCCGCGAACAGUCGAGGGUCUGCUACUCUUAUCUGAGUGGUUGCCUCAUAUCGAGACAAAACGAUCCGCAUUGGCGGUUCAUAAGGACCACUUCAGUGAAGGACAAACAGCUUGGUCAAUUGUCGGUCUCGCCGUACGCUUGGGCUACUCGUUGAGACUAGACCGUGCCGCAUUCCGGAGUCCGACAUCGGGAGAGACAGUAGACGAUAAACAGGAGCAGAAUCGUCUCAUUUGGAUGUUCACCUACUUGGCAGACAGGCAGAUCUCGGUUCGGUUGGGUCAGUCUUUCUGGUCCCGUGGACCGGCUCUCUCUUCCAAGUUCACGGCCAAGGACUUUCCGAAUCUGAAGCCUGUGGUUGGAUGUAGUACCGACGACUAUGCAUCAGUUCUGCACGCGCACUUGGAUUUGAUGCAGAUACUUCACAACGCCCACUCGAUACUAUACUCAGCUAAUGAUAGAACGCAGUCUAUGAUUAACAACGGCGAUUACCCGCGCUACUUGGAUGACCUAAUGGAAGCAGCAACGGCAUGGAGUAUCAAUUGGGAAGGUCUCCAAGUUUCUCCGAAGCUUAAAUCUACGCUCCGUAUCUCGCACGAGUAUCUCUGUUUGUAUAUUAACGCAUUUUCUUUUCAUGCCGUGGUGACGCGUGAGUCUCAACAUCAAGGCCCUUGGCGGAACGACCGACGGCAACUACAUGGCAACAAGAGACCGGGGUUGGAUCUUUUCUCUAAUGGUCUUAUGGCCUCACCCGACGCAAAAUACAUUGCUUGUGCUAUUACGGCAGCAAGAGAACUCCUUGGUCUCAUAACGGAGCUGGAUGCGCGAAGGAUUCUGUGUUAUCUCCCUUCGCGUUAUCAUCUCUUCGGGCUCUAUGCCGCAGUCUUUCUGUACAAGGCCCUCAAUUCAGGCGUUGUUCGGGGCCAUGCUCAGCAGAAACAAGUGAGAGGCCUAUCGCAAGCCUUCAUAUUGACCCUGGACGAAGUGGCCUCAACUGAAUCGCACAUCUGUCAUGGAUACAGCGUUCUAUUGAGGGAGCUUUGGCAGCAAGAAGUAGGCCCGCAGGUUGAGUCAAGCUCAGAAGUCCAACGUGACCAAGGAACUCAUAGAGAUCAUUCGAGUAUAGCCGAAGACAUCAUGCUCGGUGAUCCAUCGACGUGGAGCAACGAGAGAGGUUCUCAGACUACGUUGCAAGGGAUAGACCAAGUGAACCAGCCCCUCGCCAGUUCGAGUUCCGACUCGGUGGAGGCUGGAAUGGGCACUCAGGACCUUGUAUCCUUUGAAAACUACUUGUUCAAGUCUAUGUGGCCCGAAUUGGCUAACACAGAGCAUCAAGGGGACUUCUAUGACUUGGAAGGAGGGCUACUCAGUUUCGAUAUGGAUCCUUUGAGCGGGUUCGAACCGCUCUAG